AUGGUCCAUAAUGAAAGUCCCGCGUCAACCAUCUCCAUCGUCUCUAUCACCCUCUCGCAGAAGUCGGUGGACCAGGAGUCCUUCCUCGUGCGGAGGAUGCGGCGGCGGGUGAAAGGGGAGGAGGCGACGAUAUCAAACAGAAGAGAUCGCGAGUGUUUGAGGACGCUGCAAUUGAGACUUCAUUUGAGACAGAAGCUGUUGGCUGCACUGGCGGCGAUCAGGUGCGUUGACGAGAGAGACUCGACGGGUCUGUUGAACCUCCUGCUCAGUCUGCUGCUUGCGAUCUGCGUCAACGAGGAGUGUGCCUCCUCGGACUACAAGGCGUACACCCUGAAUGCGACGUUGAUCGCCAAGAUACGAGCCGAAGGAACGAGGAAAUGCGGCAGGAACGACCUGAAGAUGAUUCAGAGCAUGAUCACGGUCGCAAUUCUGUUCGUGCUCAGCGACAGGUUCAGGACGAAGAUGAAACUGAAUGACAUCCAAGAGCUUUUAGAGGAAAGGAAGUACAACUUCAUUCGCGUGAAGCCUCCCGUCCUCGAAAUCUUCACCUCUGCCGCGUUCGCUGGUUUCAUCGUGGAGCUGCUGCUCAACUGCCUGCACACCUUCCCCUUCUUCUACUCGGACAUCGAGAUGAUCGUGAUGAGGAGGCGCAUCUUGUACCGGUUCGAGUCAAUCAUGUGCGCCGUCAUGUUCCUCAGGAUUUAUCACAUCCUCCGAUGGCUGUUCGAACGAACUUACCUCAAAUACUUCGACCUUGAGAACUCGCAUCUGCUCAAGGACGACUCGACCAUCCAACUCGUCAUGGAGAACCUUAACUCUCGCCGAUCCCUUGCCUUCAAGAUCGCCAUGGCGGCCAACCCCGCCAUCAUCCUGCUGUUCUGCGUCACACUACUGCACGGGACCACAUCCUACCUCGUGCGGAUCGCUGGAGAGGGGAAGAUGUUUCCGCAGACUCACGCUGGGAGGUUUGCGACGGUCGUGAGCAUCUUCGGCAUGCCGCUGAUCAUGGCGCUGGUAACGGCGAACGUGACUCGGCGGUUGAACUUGACGGGGGAGGAGAUGCGGCUGAUGGUGUCGAUCGAGCACAACAAGUGCAAGAUGAAAGUGUUUGCGUGCGCUGCGAGGAUCAUACAGCAGUGGUGGAGGGCAACGAUGAGAGGAGAGAACGAGGGGCUCGGCGAGUCGAUGCAGACACUUGAGAUGAUAGGGGAGUUCUACAAGGCGGGGAACGAGUUGUACAGAUUCCGCAAGGCAAACGUGAAGAUGGUGAGCGACCAGAGCGUCGGGUUGUCGCUGUGGUUGGGUUUGCCCGUAGAGCAGGAGAAGUCGAGGGAGGAGAAGAAGGAGGAGAAGAAGGAGAAGAUGAGGGUGAGGAGGAGAGAAUCAGACCCCUCCAUCUUCCCGGCCUCCUCCUACUCAGUCGACGAUGUGGUCAACGAGAUCAGGAGGGUCAGCUCGCGCUUCCAGCGGCUCUCUGCCAAGUGCGAGGAGGAGAGCAGGAGAAGCAGUGGAUCCGAAGAUUCUUCUCGGUCAAGUAUGAGGCCUCUCAUGCCGGCAAUGAACGUGUAG
Messenger RNA from Guillardia theta CCMP2712, 1569 nucleotides. RefSeq lists its product as hypothetical. Gene Ontology annotation, molecular function: small conductance calcium-activated potassium channel activity; calmodulin binding. The transcript is spliced from 6 exons. Gene Ontology annotation, biological process: potassium ion transport. Lineage: Eukaryota; Cryptophyceae; Pyrenomonadales; Geminigeraceae. The record is from RefSeq and is a predicted model, not a curated record. Gene Ontology annotation, cellular component: plasma membrane. Bases 1 to 1569 code for a protein of 522 amino acids.